This is a messenger RNA of Racocetra persica, 675 nucleotides long. NCBI's taxonomy places the organism in Eukaryota, Fungi, Glomeromycota, Glomeromycetes, Diversisporales, Gigasporaceae. The record is from the annotation of a GenBank genome assembly.
AUGACGGAUGAGAGUUCUCCUGGUGCUAAAAAUCGAGUACUCAAAUUGUCCGUUGCAGAUUUCGGAGGUGUGCUAGAUACCAGCAAAAUAAUUAUCGACGAUACAGAUUUCGACGACGAUACUGGUACCGAGCUUGGUUUAGUAGUAAACCGUCAGGGACAAAAGGACGCUUUACUAAACCUAGAAAGAUUAUUAGAGGACCAUUUACCCAAUAAAUACCAAGUAAAAUAUCCUGAUGAAUUUGAUUAUGAAAAAGGACCGGAUGCCGAUUUUAUUGACUCAAUUAGCGAUUUAGGCGACCCGCCUUCUACUACCAACCCAUAUUUGCAUUUUUCAGGACAUCUUCUAGGUCUUGGAGUAAAGAAAAAGUCAGAAUUUGCGAUUUUAGCCGGUGCUGGCGGCGGAGGCUAUGAGCAAGGUGAUGUGACAGAGAUCGAAAAGGAACCGGGUUUCUACAAAGGAUUUCCGCUAAUUGACCCCAACUUAAAAGCCACUCCUGACCCGACUGACGAUAAUAAAUUUAAAGUUGAGAAAAUUGACUCGGAUAAACCGGUCCGCUUCAUCAAAGAAAAUAUUGAUAAUUUUCGGGCGUUUGCUACUGGCUAUACUGGUUCAAACAGCGAUAUAUUUACGAAAGAAAAGACCAUUAAGGAUAGAGAGGGAAAUGACGUUCAG